Molecule: messenger RNA, 2094 nt
Organism: Adineta steineri
Lineage: Eukaryota; Metazoa; Rotifera; Eurotatoria; Adinetida; Adinetidae
Source: the annotation of a GenBank genome assembly
AUGGGUAUUCCAGGACUUUCUAGUUGGUUAACAAAACCUGAAAACUAUCCAGAUAUUAUCAUACCGUGCGAAGAAGAUGGUCAAAGUGCCUCGCGCUCAGUUAAAUUCGAUAAUCUCUAUUUAGAUAUGAAUGAAAUUAUUUAUUUAUUAAUUGGAUCAGACAGUAGUUCACCAAUACAAAAAGAAGAAAAUGAAAUCAUACAAUCGGUUUUCGUAAGUAUUGAUCGAAUAUUUUCAAUUGUUCGUCCACAAAAGUUACUUUAUAUGGCGCUUGACGGUGUUGCACCAAUGGCUAAAAUGAAUGAUCUACGUAAAGGUCGUUUUUUGCAUUUCAAGAAACAAGAAAAUAAAUGUUUCGAUACGAAUUUAAUAAAAUCUGGUACACCAUUCAUGUCAAAACUAUCAAAUUGUCUCCAAGAUUAUAUAAGAUAUCGUAUGAAUACAGACCCAGCAUGGCGUUCAAUAAAAGUUAUUUUAUCCAAUGCAAAUGUACCUGGUGAAGGUGAACAUAAAAUAAUGGAUUACAUACGUCAACAACGUGCAGAACCAGAUUAUGAUCCAGCUACAUAUCAUGUUGUAUACAGUGCUGAUUCUGAUGUGAUAUUACUUGCAUUAACAAUUCAUACAAAUUAUUUUAGAAUAUUACGCAUAUCGCCAUCAAUUGAUACUGAACUACAAAGAUAUGAAUUUAUAAAUCUCGCAAAGUUACGUACAAAUCUUGAGAAUGAUUUGAAAGUUCCUGAUAUAUUUCAAUGGAAUCCUGAACGUGCAAUAGAUGACUGGGUGUUUCUGUGUUUUCUUGCUGGAAAUGAUUUUUUUCCAAAUUUACCAUUAAUCGAAUUUUAUCGAAAGAAUAUGAAUUUUCUUAGAGAUAUCUAUAAAGAAUCGUCUGGUUAUUUGACAGAGAAUGGUCAGUUGAAUAUGAAUCACCUAAAGAAAUUUUUAACACGUGUAGCUGGAAAGCAAGUUGAAAUAUUUGAAAAGGAAGACCAAGGUCAUAAUCAAGCAAAUAAUAAUCAACCAGCAUUUUCCAUAGAUUCAGUCAAAGAUCAAUUGUCACGUGGAAAUCCUACGACUAUAUAUUUGGGACCACCACGAAUGAAUCCACAACGUGCUGUGCCAAUAUCUAAAAAAGAAGCUGUGAAGCCUUCAUCGAUACUACCAAAAAAUAGUCGACAAAGGGAUCAACGUUACGGUGAAAUAGAGCAAGAACCAUCUGAGGUAUUAAUAAAUAAUGAUUCAAAUGAUAGCGCGCGACUUGGAGGGAAAAGCUGGCAUAAAAAAUAUUAUAGAGAGAAAUUCAAUAUUGACUUAAGCGCCUCGAAAGAGUUUCCCACUGAAGUUGCUCAAGAUUACGUUCGAGGUUUACACUGGAUUCUUCAAUAUUAUUUUAAAGGUGUACCAUCGUGGGAUUGGUAUUAUCCACACCAUUAUGCUCCAUUUGCUUGUGACAUUUCAAACCUCAAAGAUGUGUCCGUAGUUUUUAACAAAACUUCAAAACCAUUGAAACCAUUAGAACAAUUACUGGCUAUAUUUCCACCACAGUAUGCAAAUUAUCUUCCAAAGCAAUGGCAGCAAUUGAUGUUGGAUAAAGAAUCACCAAUUAUUGAUUUUUAUCCAUCAGAUUUUAAAAUUGAUCUCAAUGGUAAACGUGAAGAAUCUCAAGGUGUUACUUUGUUACCAUUUGUUAAUAAAGAAGAUUUACUUCAAGCGCUUGAGUCUGUUUAUUCAACGUUAACACUAGAAGAAGAAAAACGUAAUAGACAUGGUUAUGAUCGGUUAUUUAUUCAUACAAAAAAUCCAUGUUAUAAACAAUUCAGUACAUUAUAUGAUAAUAAUGAAAAUCAAAUAACAGAAACAAAUCCAUUUCAUAUAUUAACGAAAUUAAAUGAAGGUAUAACUGGAAAAAUAUGGGUUGAUAAUGAUGAUACAUUUGUACGUAUUGAUGCACCAAUAGAGGAUCCAAUAACAAAGAAAAAAAUAAAAAAUAAUCAAGUUCUUUCUGUGAACUAUCGAAAUUUACGAUUUCAUGGUGAUUGUAAUGAUAUCAAAGAUCGUCUGAACGAAGGUGAUCAAGCAAUUAACAAAAACUGA